CGCAAUCCGAUCCAGCCGCCGCCGCCGCCGCCAAACCCUCCUGCCCACGUCGCCGGAGAGAAGGAGGGGAAGAUGGCCGGGUGGAAGGGCCAGAGGAAGAAGGCCGUGACGCGAUCCGUCAAGGCCGGGCUCCAGUUCCCGGUCGGCCGCAUCGGGCGCUACCUCAAGCAGGGCCGCUAUGCGCAGCGCAUCGGGAAGGGCGCCCCCGUCUAUCUCGCCGCCGUCCUCGAGUACCUCGCCGCCGAGGUCCUGGAGCUGGCCGGCAACGCGGCCGUGGAUAACAAGAAGACGCGCAUCACCCCUCGCCACCUGCUGCUCGCGAUCCGCAACGACGAGGAGAUCGGCAAGCUGCUCGCCGGCGUCACCAUCGCCCACGGCGGCGUGCUGCCCAACAUCAACCCCGUGCUGCUCCCGAAGAAGACCGCCGAGAAGGCUGACAAGGAUUCCAAGCCGACCAAGAAGUGGAAGGACGCCCCCAAGUCCACAAAGAAGUCUGCCGAGGAGACCACCGCCGCCGAGGAGACCGCCGCUGCCGAUGAGGAGUAGCUAGCACACGCUGCAUUGGAUCAGAGGGAGCCUGUCGUGUUGCCGAGUUGCGUCCUGUAUGUAAUGGUUCAUGGUUGUCGUUGUCGGUAGUAUCGCUUAUCGAUCCGGGGUUCUUGCUGAACGGAAUCUGAAAGCUGAACUGUUUCGCCUUCCAUUAAGUCUUUACCAUGUCAAUUUGAUCCGUCCGCAUUGUGCUCA
Triticum aestivum (bread wheat) is the source of this 744-nucleotide messenger RNA. RefSeq names its product histone H2A, sperm-like. Bases 73 to 546 code for a protein of 157 amino acids. Gene Ontology annotation, molecular function: structural constituent of chromatin; DNA binding; protein heterodimerization activity. NCBI's taxonomy places the organism in Eukaryota, Viridiplantae, Streptophyta, Magnoliopsida, Poales, Poaceae. The record is from RefSeq and is a predicted model, not a curated record. The transcript is spliced from 2 exons. Gene Ontology annotation, cellular component: nucleosome.